AUUCAGUGGUGAUAUGUAAUCUGUGACAUAACCCUUUGUUUUCUUCCUAAUUAAUAAAACUAAAUAGAGAAAAAUACUAAACCGCUACAUUUUUAGUUAAGCGUUUUUUUUUUCAAUCCAGUAGUAGAAGUUUAAUUAAUAAGAAUAGUGCUAGGUUUUAUAAUUCUAUCAAUUUACUAUCAAACAUGCCGAAAUCCAAAAAGAAGUUCAUCAAUAAAAAGAAGGCAGUGACCUUUCAAUUGGUGAAUAGAAGUCUACAAGAUCCUAUGAGUGUAGAUGUAGAUGCUCCACAACAAGUACUUAAACCAAUACUCAAGGAAACUGCCGAAGAAAGAGCAAAUCGUAUUGAUGAACAACAUAAAUACGGUAUAUAUUUCACCGAUGAUACUAAUUACUUAGAAUUUUUGAAGGAACGUAGUGAUAAUCGAAUGGAAUGGCCAGAAACUGCUGAAAAACAAAUUGAAGAAUAUCGUAAAAGAUUUCAGUUGCCAAGUGAAGUAUUUGCUUCCUCCACAGAAGAAAAUGUUGGUAUGCUGAAUAAUGCUGCAUCUGGUGAAGAAUCACUCGCUGAAGUGGACCCAGAUGUCUUAGCUGCACUGGAAGAUGAUUUCAACUUUGAUGAUCCAGAUAACCAAUUAGAAGAUGAUUUCAUUGAAUUAGCAGACGCAUUUGAUACAGAUUUUGUUGAAAAGGAUAAUGAUAAAAAGAAAAGAAACAUAAAAUUUGAAGAUGAAGAUUCUGACACAGAUACAAUUAGUGAUGAUGGCAGUUAUGAUACAGAUACAUUGAAUGGUGAUGAUGAUGAGUAUUUUGAAGAAUCUCAAAAUGAUGAGCGAUGUCAGUCGAGCAUUUCAUAUUCAAAUGAUCCUAAAGAAGCAUAUCAACAAAUGCUCUCUAAGCAAUUUGAUAGGAUGUUAACAAUUUACGAUGAAGCAAGUAGACAACUAUAUGAGGAAGAUGAAUAUGAAGAAGGUAAAGGUCCUGAUGCGCCUACAGAGGAAGAAAUUAACAUGUUCGAAGAAGAUUUAAAUGAAAGAAGACAGACUUUUCAAUUGGAUAGAGAUGAGGAGGUUGUGGCUAAAACAAAAGAAUUGGCUAAAAGAAAGAAUGCUUUCAAAACAACCUAUGUUGAAUUUGAAGUGAAGGAAAAACCAGCUGAUUGCCAAUCGAGAAUAAGUACAAAUACACAAUAUCGUCCAACAGUUGUAGAAAUACCCAAAAAGCCUAGAAAAAUUGAAGUUAGUAAGAAAACAGGGAUGCCAAUAAACGUUUUAGGCAAUAAUAAUAAGCUAACACUUGCUGCUUUAAAACAGCAUAACAAAUAUGAAGAAUUGAAAGAGCAAGGACCCCGUUCAGUUUACACAAGUGUGAGUGCCCUAUCUUUUAGGGACAAAAAUGAAAGUUUGGAGGAGAAAAGACAGAGAAAACAAGAAUUGAAGAACUAUAGAAGAGAAAGACGAAUGGAGAAAAAACAGAACAAGCUAGCAUAUGAAGAGGAGCGCCAAAGGGUCAAGAAAUGUCAAGUUGCAAGUAGAGGCCUACUUCAUGGAUUUUAAUUGUAUAUAAUUCAAAUAAUAUGUAUGUUUUGUAUUAAAUUUAUAAUUGUUAGUA
Molecule: messenger RNA, 1611 nt
Organism: Harmonia axyridis
Lineage: Eukaryota; Metazoa; Arthropoda; Insecta; Coleoptera; Coccinellidae
Gene: LTV1
Product: protein LTV1 homolog
Exons: 5
Coding region: 186-1556 (456 amino acids)
Biological process (GO): ribosomal small subunit biogenesis; ribosomal small subunit export from nucleus
Cellular component (GO): preribosome, small subunit precursor; nucleus; cytosol
Source: RefSeq, a predicted model, not a curated record